AUGGCGGCGCCCACGUCCGUACGUGACGUCAUCGGGAGGCGCCGCGCGACGAUGCUGGAGACGCUGGGCGGGCGCGGGCUGCUGCUCGUGAGGGACAGCGCCGGGUGCGAGGGGCGGAGCCUCCUGAGGGCGAUCGCCAGCGAGGCCGUGGCCAGGGCCGAGCAGGUGCUCGUGGUGCUCCUGGAGGUGCCUCGGGAGCAGUUCCAGGAGGGGCUGAGCCCCCCGGUCAGAGAGCAGCUGCACUUCCUGGACCUUUUCGGGGACCCCCUGGGCUGGCUGGGCCGGGACCCCCCAGGCCCGGGGGGGCUCCUGGGGGGGGUCCUGGGGGGGCUGCCCCUCCCCCCGCGGGGGGUCCCGGACCCUCGUGCUGGACUCGCUGAGCUGGGCCCUGCUGCGGGAGCCCCUCCCCCACCUCUGCCGGGGGCUGGGGGCGCUGCUGGGGGGGGGGGCCCACACACGAGCCCCCUCCCCGAAUUGUGGCUCUGCUGCACCAGGACCUGCACCCCCCCCCCAAUUUUGGGGGCUCUCGGGGGUCUCGCCCGGGCCCAGCUGAUCCUGGGGGGACCCCCCGAGACCCCCGGAGCCCCCCGGAGGCUGAGGCUGCUCAGGGACCCCCAAAAAGGGGGGGAACCCCUCCAGGAGACCCUCACCCUCCUCCCCGACGGCUCCUUGGGGGGGCCCCCGCCCCUUGGGGACCCCUCCCCCAAUUGGGGAGACCCCAAAAAGGCCCAAAAAGCCCCAAAUUUGGGGGGGCCCCCCCUGACUUUCCGCCUGGGGCUGUCGGGGGCCGAGCGGGGGGCGAGGGCGGCCCUGACCCCCCCGUACCUGCCCAG
Molecule: messenger RNA, 833 nt
Organism: Haemorhous mexicanus (house finch)
Lineage: Eukaryota; Metazoa; Chordata; Aves; Passeriformes; Fringillidae
Gene: ELP5
Product: elongator acetyltransferase complex subunit 5
Exons: 6
Source: RefSeq, a predicted model, not a curated record